ACAGGUGGCAUUUUAUUUUGUUUUCGGGCAUUGUGCUUGAAGUGUGUUUAUUCUGGACCGGAAGUGAACGCACUUUAAUGCUUUAGAUUGACAACAGGUCCGGCUCCAGCUGAAACAGAAGAGCUGCAAGUAAGCCACAUGUUUUACUGAGGACAGAGUCAUGGUGGUGAAGAAGAAGACAGCCAAAGUGGAGGCUGUGGUUUUGGAUGAGGAGAAACUGCAGAAGCUGAUAGCGUCCCUCUCUGUGGAUGGAGCAGAGGAUGGAGUCCGGCAGCUUGCCCACACACUGCAGUCCUGUUUGGAGCUGACGGAGCCAGUGCAGCAGAUCCAGCUGGUUAAAAAGGCAGGCUCCCAGCUUGAGUCUCUAAGUGAAGAGCAGCCUGAUGGAGCUCUACUAGAUGCCUGUCUGCACACCCUGUCUCUGGUCUACACCUCGCUGCAGGCCAAGAACCCCUUACGGCGAGCCAUUGCCAGCGCCUUAGGUUCAGUACCAGCGUGGCUUCAAGAGCGCACUGUAAACCGUUUGUCUGCCUGCCUGUCCGACUGUCUGUCCAACCCAGCGUCAGACCAGUAUCCGCACGUCGUGGACACCGUCACUGCCUGUCUGGAUGGCUUCACUCUGGGUGAGAGGUGUAUAAAUAAACUGCUGCCUGAAGUGUUGCAGUUCCUUCACAAGGGAUUGAGUGAAUACCUUCACCAGAACAGUGGUCUAGCAGGACGUCACAUCGCCCAGGCCCAGCUGAUGCAGUCCUGUCUGGCUGCUGUAAAGACCUCCAUGUUGGUGAUCCAGAGAUCCCAGGAGACCAUCAGCACCGCCCUGCAGGCUGAACAGAAUGACUGCAAGCUGGAGGAGACACUGAGCAGCCUGCUGGGCUGCUACAUACACAUCCUAACUGACGAGGAGUUCAUCCAGUCUGUCCAGAGUACAGCUGGCAUGGCCGUAGUGUUAUUGAUCAGGUCUGUCAUGGGAUGUGGAGAUGAAGUUGCUUCUGUGGUGUGCAGUUUGCUGUGUAGCUCUGCGCAGGGUUUGGACUCAGCCCCUCAGUGGCUGAAGCAGAGGUGUGAAGGUCUGUGUACCAGUGGUCGCCCACCAGGCGUCUCUCUGUAUCUGUGUCACGGUGCUCUGGCCAUGUUGAGCUGGAAAGGUGCUCUCGCAGGGCCACAGUGGGAACGUUUGCUGCUAUUGGUCCCAAACACACUCCUGGAUCUGGAUGUUAGUAUAAAGGAGUCCAGCACAGCCAUGGUGGUGGCCCGGGUGCUGACCCUGUGGAGCAGUGCUGGUCUGGACUGCCUGCAGGGAGGCGGGCAGCCCUGCUCUCCCCACCUCCAACAAUCCCUCUGUGGAGGUUCGGAGCUACAGCGACACCUGCUGGAGCACAUCUACUCUCACUGGGAGCACCCUUUGGAUGGGGUUCGCCACCAAACCCGCUCCCUGUUCCGCAACCUCCUCCUCCUCCAUCAGCACACCAACCCCUCCACAUCUCACCCAACCGAGGACUCCUACAUCACAGAGCUCACCCAAAGCCUGCUGGGACUAGAGUGGCACAUGAGGGGGAAGUAUGGCUCCUUGGGAUGCCUCGUGGAGCUCUACGGGGCUCGGUACCUGCUUGACAUCCAGCCCGAGCUGCCUUCAUGUCUCCUGGGCCUGAUGGGGGACCAGACUCUGGCUCCUUAUGCCAGCGACCUUCUGGAGAGGCUGUUUGUUAGCCACAAGGCGCAGCUGGCCAGUGAGGCUGGUGAAGCAGACAAGAUCGCCACAGAGGAUUGGAUGGAGCGUUGGCACCGGACGUGGGUAACCCCUCUCUUACAGGUGCUGUGCCGUGCCAGACUGGACCAGACCACGUACAUCCUAGACUAUUUUCUACCCAAGCUGCUCCGCUGCAGCCCCUCCAGUCUGGCGCACAUGGUGCAGGCCUUGCAGGACACACCGCCGUGCAGCACGGGUCCUUCUGGGAGCAGGGGGGCACUCGGAGCUCUCAUGACGUGCCUGCGGGCAGCCAGGGCUCAGGGUGUCAUUCCAUCCUCAGAGGAGGGUCUGUGGGGUGGACUGGUGCCCCUCUCUCUACUCCAACAAGCACUGAUACACAAACACGAUCAAGUGAGGAUGGACGCUUUGGGCUUAGUGUGCGAGAGCCACCGGAGCACGGAAGUUCUGAGCGUGCAGGAAAUGGACCUGAUCCGCCACUUCCUGCUGCCUAAUCUCAACAGUCAGUCACCAGGUGUCAGACAGCAGACAGUCAGCCUGCUGAAGAAGCUGCUUUGCAGAAUGAAGGACAGCACCAUGCUGCUGCAGAAGAGACUGAUCCAGGAAAGAGACCAGGAGCAGAGAGACAGAGACCAACACACAAUACAUCUGUACAAGGAGUUCCUGCGCUGGAUGUGUGUGAGGCUGCUGGAGGUUUUGCUUCCUGGAGCCUCCUUCUCAAAGUGCCUCAUGUGCCUCCACCUGCUGUGUCUGCUCGGCCAGCUCUUCACCUUCAGCACAGGGUCUGAUGUGUUUGCACUUGGUGACGUCGUGACCCCUGCCCAUGCUCAGAAUGUCCUCUACUGCGUCGCCAGCAACUUCCUGGAAGUCAAACAGCUGGCCUCAACGUUGAUACGGCAGCUCCCACAAUCAGCUGUGGGACUACAGGUCCAGGAGAGGAUGCGCUGUGUCCUUCAGGCUGCUCUGGACCUCAGCACCAGCACCAAGCCUUUUGACAGCGUCUCAGCAGCCCACCUCCUCAACCUGCUGCUCCAUCAGCCCGACCUGAGCCAAGCUCUGUUGCACUGUGCGCAACAGCAGGGCCUCGAUUUCCAGCCACCGUCCCCUCCACCGUCGCAGCCUUCUGAUGCAGUCAUCUUGGAGAUCAACACGCUGGCCGUGGUUCAGUUCUUGCUGCACUCACUGCAGUUAGAGGUGUCGAGGGCCGAGUCAUCUCUCUUGCAGGCGGCUGCUUCCUAUCCUCUCUACGGCAGAGCCCACUGCAUCACUGCUGUCCUGCAGCAUCUGAACACAGAGAGUCUGAAGCAGACCGAGCAGUGGAGAGGUCUGGUGUCAGAGCUGAUCGCUGUGUGCUACAGGAUGUCUGAUGUGGUCUCUCCUGUAGUCCAGAGCUCAUCCCCAGAAGGACUCAUCCCCAUGGAUAAUGACUCAGAGACGUCAGCUGGUCUGCAGAGGAUCUUGCAGGAGAUUCAGCCUAGAGACACCAAUGACUUCUUCAUGAGUGCCAGAGAGCUGGACACACAGCCUGGAGAUGAUCACGCACAGACCCAGAAGAUACACACACCGUCUCUGGACACAGGCGGUGAGGGCUACAGGGUGACAGCCCAGAUGGUGCUGGUAUGUUGCUGGCGGAGCAUGAAGGAAGUGGCCAUGCUGCUUGGACAGCUGUGUCAGAGCCUGCCGCUGCACUACACCAAUGACAACUCGCACACACACCCUGGGCUCAUCACGGAGGCACAGGUGGAGGGAGUAGGCCUCUACUUCCGUCAGCAGCUCCUGCAGUCCCGUCAUCGUGGCGCCUUUGAACUGGCUUAUGUGGGCUUUGUACGCCUCACCGACAUGCUGUGCAGGAGUGGAAGUCAGGCCCUGCAGCAGCUUCCGGCCCGCUGGCUGUCUGAGGUUCUGGAGGAGGUCAAAUCCAGUGACCCAUCGUCCAAGCUGUGUGCCACACGACGCAGCGCUGGAAUACCUUUCUAUAUCCAGGCUCUGCUCUCCUCUGAGCCAAAGUCGUCCAGUUGCGGUCUGUUGAAAAUGACCAUGAGAGAGCUGAUCGCUCUGGCCAUGCCGUCUAUCGACAGGAACACUGACAGCUCCACCGUCCCUCAGGUCCACGCUCUGAACAUCCUCAGGGCUCUGUACAGGGACACUCGUCUGGGGGAAAACAUCAUUCCCUUCGUCUCAGAUGGAAUGCAGGCUGCUGUUCUGGGCUUCACCUCUCCUGUUUGGGCCGUAAGGAACUCCUCCACUCUUCUCUUCAGCACUCUGAUCACAAGGAUCUUUGGAGUGAAGAAAGGGAAGGACGAGCACUCGAAAAAGAACAGGAUGACGGGCCGAGAGUUUUUCACUCGUUUUCCAGCUCUCUAUCCGUUCCUGCUGAACCAGCUGGAGGAGGCUGCAGCCACGGUGGAAAGUGACAGUGGUCAGGUGAAGCUUCACCCCAGCUUGUUUCUGCUGCUGCUGGUGCUGAGUCGACUCUACCCUUCUCCCAUGGAUGGAUCUUCUUCACCUCUGGGACUCGCUCCUUUCAUGCCCUUUAUCAUUAGAUGCGGCCGCUCAGCAGUGUAUCGGACCAGAGAGAUGGCGGCUCGGGCCCUCGUCCCCUUCGUGCUGGUCACCCAGGUCCCGUCCAUCGUCCACACUUUACUGCAGGAGCUUCCCUCAGAGCCCGGACCCAAAAUCCAACACAACCACAUCCAUGGCACUCUGCUGCAGGUGCUCUUUCUGUUGCGAUCCUACCAGACUGACUCACACAGACCCCUGACAGCAGGAAAUGGCAUCAGCAAAGCCCUCCGUCAGCGCAUGUGGCUCGCCUCACGACAGAAUAGCUGUGUGGUGACCAGAGGAGCCUUUCUCGAUGUGUUGGUGUGCCUGUGUGGGCCAAAGAUCAGUCUUCUGCACAAUUCAGAAGUCGGUGAUCUCCGCCAGGAAGCUCUUUCCAUCCUGAUGGCGUCAGAUCUCGUCACCUCCGACAUUCCCUCUACCCCCCUGGGGCCCGGCAGCACCCAAUACCUGCUCAGCCUGGCCCGGGUGGCUGUCAGCGCCAGCGUGGAACUUCCAGAGCUCUGGUAUGGGGCUCAGCCCGCAAGCCAUCUCCUGCAGUGUCUGCUGCGGUGCCCACAGUACGAGGUGAGAGAGCUGGCACUGGAGGGGGUCCUGAAGAGGCUGCAGGAGGAGGAAGAGGAAAAGAUGAUGAGACCUCAGUGGCUGGACGAGACCACCCUGUCGAACCUGACCAGCCUGGCUCUUCACGAGACACACCCCCAGUGUCUGGCCAAGGUCCUCACAGUGUUGUGUGUGUUGAGCUCCAGCGAUGAGCUCCACUGGAGGGAUGGUGUUAAGAUUCUGUCCCACGAGGAGGUCCUGCUGCACCUUCUUACUCUGGCUCAGAACUCUGCUCACAGUGUGGAGCUCCACUGUGCUUCUCUGACCCUGGUCUCUCAACUGGUAGUUCAAACGGUGAACUCCAACCCUCAGGGUGCAAGUGCAGUGGCUUGUUUAGCCCAAUGGGUGGCGCUGGUGUGCUCAUGCUGCAGCGAGGAGCAGCCAGUGGAGGUGAAGCUGACAGCCGCCAAGGUGUUGGUCAACUGUACAGCCACUGUGCUGAGCAGCCCACAUCUGCCACUGGGUCUGUCCACUACAGUUUCUCUGUGGAAGAGUCUGUUUAAGCUGCUGCAGGAUGAAGACCAGGAAGUCCGAGAUUCAGCCUCUGACUUUAUCUCUGUACCUGCACCUCUGCUCAGUACAGAUGUGGCAGGUGUCUCCGUGUGUCCUCCGGUAGCCCUGGACUCGGGCGUGGGACUCCUGUGUCGGCUGUUUGAGUUGUGGGGGCGCGUACCAGAGGGAACCCUCGCCCUGACAGAGUGGCUGCUGGGAGAAGAAGAGGGCAGCGAUGGAACUGUUGCAGACGAAGCUUCCAGUCUGGACGAAGAGGACUUCCUGUUUGAGAAGGGGGACCUGAACCUGUGGGCCGAGCCGGUCCAGUGGGUGAAGCUGCUUCACAGGCACCUCGGCUCCCUCCUCCUGCCCUUCAAGCAGGGUACAGGGCCGGACCAACUCCACCAAAUCCGGACUCUGUCAACUCAGGCCCAAGCCAAGGCACUCAGCUCCCAGCAGGUCCUGGACUCCCUCCCUGCCCUGCCCCAGUUCUCCUGCACCAUGGAGCACGCCCGGCUGGUGCUGCGACACCAGAGAGCCACACUGGCUUUAGAUGUGCUGGAGAGGCUGAGGUAGAGGAGCGAGCGAUGUAGCACACAAUUUUUGAUUUUGGAGCAACAUUUCUAAUAUUCACAUAAAGAAGUUAUCAGACAACUUGUAUGAACCAACGCAUGAGACCACAGACUGGCUUUGUGGUUGAGUCUUUUUCUGAUAAAAUCAAGAGAAUGAAGGAUACAGAAUGAUUUUUUUACCCCGUAUGCAUCUCAUACUUUAUCACUGAGUAGAAGAUGUGUUUUAAUUUGUAUCCUUCGUGUGUUUUUAAUGUAAUCUGUCUGAAAUUCCUGAAUUUUUUUAUUCCAAUGUUUGUUUUUUUCCCAACCGGAAAAGGCUCUCUCUUUAGGGUAAUAAAGAUAUACAAUAAUAA
This is a messenger RNA of Larimichthys crocea (large yellow croaker), 6284 nucleotides long. RefSeq names its product THADA armadillo repeat containing (gene thada). Gene Ontology annotation, biological process: tRNA methylation. Gene Ontology annotation, cellular component: cytosol. The transcript is spliced from 38 exons. Bases 161 to 5935 code for a protein of 1924 amino acids. The record is from RefSeq and is a predicted model, not a curated record. NCBI's taxonomy places the organism in Eukaryota, Metazoa, Chordata, Actinopteri, Sciaenidae.